Molecule: messenger RNA, 675 nt
Organism: Atta colombica
Lineage: Eukaryota; Metazoa; Arthropoda; Insecta; Hymenoptera; Formicidae
Product: phosphatidylinositol 4-phosphate 5-kinase 3-like
Exons: 4
Coding region: 1-675 (224 amino acids)
Source: RefSeq, a predicted model, not a curated record
AUGAACUCAUUGCAGGAAGAAAUUUUACGUAAGUGUGGAAAAAAAACAGAAGCUUUAAUUCUUCCUGAUGAAACGGAAAACGAUAAAGAACAUAAAGAAGAUUUAUUUGAGGAAGAUAUAGUCUCGAUAGAAAUCGAAAAAACUAAGAAAGACAAAUUACUAUUCGAAGAUGUAUUGGCUGAAAAACGCCGUAAAUAUACGACUAAACAAGAAUGGGACGGAUAUUUUUUGCAAAAAGAAUUUCCGAUAAGAUUGAAACAGAACGAUGCUGAAACUACAGAAAGAAAUAAAAAAAUUGAUGAUUACAAUAAAAAUGAUUAUUUGUUCAUGAAAAAACAAAAAGAAAAGAAUAAAAUAAUCAUUCCAUGGAAGCUUUCAUUACCGGAUGAAUUUGCAAACAUAAAGUUUUACAACAAUAAUUCUUAUUGCGGUCGUAUUAGCAGGAAAAUGAUGGAAGGUGAAGGAACCUAUACAUGGCAUAAUGGUGUUCAAUAUAAGGGCCAAUUCGAACAAAAUAAAAUUCAGGGAAAAGGUUCCCUGAAAUGGAACGAUAAUUGUUGGUAUGAAGGCGACUUUGUGGAUGGUCUUCGACAUGGUAAAGGCAUCCUGGUGGACAGAGCAAACAAUCGUAUAUACGUUGGUCAGUGGUGUAUGGGCCACAUGAACUGUGUCUAA